Molecule: messenger RNA, 1223 nt
Organism: Parathielavia appendiculata
Lineage: Eukaryota; Fungi; Ascomycota; Sordariomycetes; Sordariales; Chaetomiaceae
Exons: 1
Coding region: 287-955 (222 amino acids)
Biological process (GO): nuclear migration involved in conjugation with cellular fusion; cytoplasmic microtubule organization; establishment of mitotic spindle orientation
Cellular component (GO): nucleus; spindle; cell tip
Molecular function (GO): microtubule plus-end binding
Source: RefSeq, a predicted model, not a curated record
CUUAGAUGCAUAUAUUUUACCCCACAUUAGUUCCAUUCUGGUAUAUGUGGGCCCUUGCCCAUGUGGGCCGCACCUUUCUCCCGCGAGUCCUUAAAUUACGAGCCAGACGUGCUUCCCUUCUCCCAACCUCCACUUUCCAAAACAACAAAAGUUUGCGAACUGAGUUUUCUGAUCAACUGCAAGACCAAAGCAUUCAGAGCCCUUUCCAAAGCCUUGAAACACUACAUUCAAAUCCACCGACCCCAACACGAUGUCUCGUCAGGCAUAGGUCGCUGUUUUUGACACCAUGUCGUGGUCCGAGUUCACCGAGGGCCGCAAGGUCCAGCUCAACGAUUCGCGCAAGGGCACCAUUCGCUAUGCCGGCCACACCCUAUUUGCUCCCGGUCUCUGGAUCGGUGUCGAGCUCGAGGACGCCUCCGGCAAAAAUGACGGCAGCGUCAACAACCAUCGCUACUUCGAUUGUCCCAUGGGCCAUGGUAUGUUCGUCCGGCCUGCUGCAUUGAAGCUCCUGGCUGGUCCGCCCGCGCCUUUCAUGCCUCAACCUGCGAAAAAGACGCGCCCAAGCAGCACCUCCAUGGCCUCCUCUCGCGUGUCGACACCUGCCGACCCUGGACUGCCCAAGCGGAUGAGUCUCAACAAUCCUAGUCCGACACCUGGCCAGAAGCCUGCGCGCACACCCAGCGGCAUCCGAGUAAGCCUUGAAUUUCCUUUGUUUACAUUUCGACGCGUCUCUCUCCCCUCGACGCUUUGCCUUCCCCACUCCCCCGCAACCCCUCGCCAUGCGAGGCACCUCGCGGACUUCAUCCUGGCCUCGUCGCGUUACAUCUCCCCGCGACGCGCCUCACCCCCUCGCAAUGUGAGGCACCCGGCAGACCUCGUCGUGACGUCGCUGCUUGACUCGUCGCUUUCGUCUUCCCCCUUGCAGUGCGUGGCACUUGGCAGGCGCGUUGGUUGACGCGUCUCAUCAUUCUUAUCACUGCGAGCACCUGUGAGACCUCUGUCUGACGCCACUCAGUCCCCCACCAAGCAGCUGGGCGCCACUGCGGCACCCAAUGGCCCCCCUUCCCGCACCACCACCCCCGCCACGAUGGCCAGAGCUCCGUCUGCGCCUGCCGUCCGUGCUCGCCCGUCUGUCUCAGCGGGUCGGGCGUCCAUCGUGCCUCCGGUGCCCCGACGGGCUUCUGUGCCCAAGGGUGCAGCCGCCACCACCACACCCACCACCA